Molecule: messenger RNA, 1188 nt
Organism: Aspergillus clavatus NRRL 1
Lineage: Eukaryota; Fungi; Ascomycota; Eurotiomycetes; Eurotiales; Aspergillaceae
Exons: 3
Coding region: 1-1188 (395 amino acids)
Source: RefSeq, a predicted model, not a curated record
AUGGCCACCUCCAUAAGCAGCUCAUCCCCACGGUACAGCCGCUUCCAACAAGCCGUCGAAUCCCUCUACGGCAACUUCUCCUCCAUCGCGGACCCGGCCUCCUGGACCCCGCCCCCAAACUCCGGCGGCCACCGCGGCCGCUACCUCUGGACCGACGCCUUCGGCGUCCUCACGCUCCUCACCAUGCACCGCGAGUACGAGAAGUCACUGCGCGACGCCGCCCAAGCGCCCGACGAUCGGUACCUGGUGCUGGCGCGGCGGGUCGUCGAGACGGUGCACGAGGUGCUGGGCCGCACGCGCGACGGGCGCGCGCGGCUCCCCGGCGCCACGGACGCGAACCCGCUGGGCGGCGGCCUGCGCAUCGGCAAGAUGGACGAGCGCGGGCCCGACGGUGACGGCCAGUACCACCACUACCUGACGCUGUGGAUGUUUGCGCUGAACCGGCUGGCGGUGGCGACGGGCGAGCCGCGGUAUAACCGGCUAGGGGUUGCGCUGGCGCGGGCGAUCCACCCGCGGUUCUUUGUGCAGCGCGAGUCGGCGCGGCCGCGCAUGGUGUGGAAGAUGGCGAUGGAUCUGUCGGCGCCGCUGGUGGCGAGCGAGGGCAAUCUGGAUCCGGUCGAUGGGUAUGUGGUGUUUCGGCUGCUGCAGGGGGCGGCGAUGCAGAGCGGGGACGGGGCGGUGCUGGCGGAGGAGAUUGCGGAUUACAAGCGCGUGAUGGAGCGGAAGGGAAAGCACUUCGUGUCGAGCGAUCCGUUGGAUCUGGGGAUGACGCUGUGGACGGCGCAUUGGUUCUCGGAGAAGGAGGAUUGGGCGGCGCAGUUGGCCGGGCGGUGCUUUGAGCAGAUCUGUCCUCCUACCUUCAUCUUGGUUACCCCUGAGUAUGACUUGUUCGAGAUCAACCGCUACCUCGAGCGCAAUAUCAAGUACCGGCUGGCGUUCCGCGAGUUCGGCACGUGCAUGGGGAUCGAGUGCCAGGCAGCACAGACGACAGAGAAGGAACGCGCCGUCGACCUCAAGGUCUACGCGGACGCCAUAACCGCUGCCUGGGACCCGUACAUGGAGCUGUCCAUAUCGACGGACGUGACACCGGACGAUCUGCGGCCCAUCACGCGGAUCAUGUAUGCCGCGGCGUUGAUCCCUGGCGCCUUUCGAAGCGGAUACCCAGAGCCCCCGUGUCCGGAAAAGUAA